UAUCUUCGGUCGCGCUGCCCUUUAUGCUUCGGGGGCUCCCCAGCGAAGCGCCCUAAUGAACGGCCCGAUUAUAUUGUAUGCUUGGAUGCAUGCUUCACCCAAAAGCGGCGGAAGGGCAAGGGCGAUGGACGAGACCACCCGAGACCUCACGCGGAGACCGUUUUCGUGCCGGAAGCUGACGUCAAGGCCAUGGAAGAACGAGUGGACAACCUACGACCAUCUCGCAGCGGCCCAUCUCAAAGCGAUCAUCGGUCGCGCGGUGACGAUGCAGAGGACGGCUAUGAGGGCAACCUCAAGAUUCCGGUCUCGGUGCUCGACGGCUGCAACGAGUCGUUCUUGGCCGCUGAUGAGAAGCGUCACAAAGCGAGCACACAGUUCUUCGCCGACACAGGGCUCAUGGCGUUAUUGUGUCGGCACGAUCGUGUGCUUUGGCUGGUCAAUAUGACAUUCGCUGGCGAACGUCAAUUCUACGCCCUCGCACUCAUUUCCCGACUUUUCGAGCACAUUCCUCCGGAUGCAACUGUCGGUAUACUGUAUGACAUAGCGUGCCAGCUUCACCGCAGCUGCGUCAAAUGGGGACUCCUCGACGACCAUCUCCUUGGUCGCAUUCUAUUCGCGAUCUCAAUCUUUCAUGCGUUUGGCCAUCAGUGGCCGUGCCAAGUAAUCUAUCACCCUCGCAAGUGCUUAGGUUUCGGGCUGACAGACGGAGAAGAAUGCGAGCGGUUCUGGAGCUCCAUCCGACCUCUCAUUUCGACACUACGUGUUUCCGGAUAUCAUCAGAGACUUUUUGUGUUGGAUACACAGGUCAAACAUCUUGACGAGCAGUCUCUUGCACGGCUCGGGCAUUGGCUCGGUCGCAAAUGGAUUCAAUGUCACGACAAGAAGCUUGUGGCGCAGAAUGAUCUGGCUGCCUGCCGCAUCAAUGAGCAUGUGUUACGGGAAGAAUGGAAGGCUCAGGUAAAGGAACAGACCAAGCCGGCCCCUCGACGAACGAAGAAUGGCGCAAAGCAUGCCAUCGAGGCAAUUCUAGCCCUGCAGAAGAGCGCUGAUGCAUACAAGACAAUGAUCCGUGAUUUGGAACACAAACUCGCAAGGCCCAUUAAUUCCGUCGACAUCGCAGAACUUAGCUUGCAGCUAGAGGAAGCCCGUCAUAGGGCAGCUCAGACAUCUGACACCAUCUCACGCAAGAAGGCUGCACUGGGCAUCAGUGAUCGUGUAAGGCUCACCAAGCUCCUCAACGACGAGUUCCUGCGCAUCCGCAUGAAUGCGCAAGCUUUGAAGCAGCGCAUCCGUGAUCGCUUGCGGCACCGUAAGUUUGAAAUCGAGCGGCUUGAACGGUCGUACCGGCAGACCGUCAGCGAGCGAAAGCUUACUUCGCACACGGAAAAUUCGGUCAAGCGACGUGAACCUGGGAUACUCAAGCUAACGAAGGCAUACAAUGAGCUAUGUAAACAACUCGUCGGUCUCAUUCAAAAAAAGAAAUCACCACCUCGCGCAGUCGCCCCUGUGCCGAUUGAGGUGAAUGGGCUCUUCAAGCUUGAUGUCGACGACGAUAUCUGGCAAGACGUAGGUCUUGACGAUGAUGAGACUGGCGCUGCAGUACCUCGCUGGCUUGGUGAUGAUUCUGUUCGUGCUGGAAUCAAGGCCUUGCUCAUCCUUGAUCGUUGCAAAGAAGAGGAAGCCAGGCUACGUGAGGAGCGUCGUGCCAUGCAAGAAUGGCUGAGUGAGGAAUGGGAAUGUGUUCAGCAUGCACGACAUGAUGCAGGUGAGUUUCAUCAAUAA
Laetiporus sulphureus 93-53 is the source of this 1782-nucleotide messenger RNA. RefSeq lists its product as uncharacterized. The record is from RefSeq and is a predicted model, not a curated record. The transcript has 5 exons. The annotation marks the transcript as partial. Lineage: Eukaryota; Fungi; Basidiomycota; Agaricomycetes; Polyporales; Laetiporaceae.